UGUCCACGCCGUGCACUGCGGGCCGUACACACUGUCUUGACGGAGUCUCUCGGAGGAGGCCGGCGCGUCAGUCCGUAUUUCUCAGCGAGCCCGUGGCCGUCGCUUCUACUGCGCCUCGGCCCCAGCUCCAGGGUGCAGCUCGACGCGUUGUCAUGACAGUUGCUGUUGAGAAAGUUCAGAAUGGCGGCUCCUGGGAGUUAGAUGUCGACCAGAAAUGCGAACCACAGAAGACAGAACCCCGCGGACAGUGGAGCUCCCAGAUGGACUUCAUACUCAGCAUCGUGGGAUACGCCGUUGGCUUGGGCAACUUCUGGCGGUUCCCUUAUCUCUGCUACAAGAACGGCGGAGGUGCGUUCCUGGUGCCGUACCUGAUCACGUUGCUGGUGGCUGGCCUGCCGCUGCUCUGUAUGGAGCUGACCAUUGGCCAGUACACCAACCUGGGGCCCAGCAUGCUCUUCCAGAACCUGUCGCCGCUCUUCGCCGGAGUCGGCUACGGUAUGGUGAUGGUUUCGUUUCUGGUCGUCUGUUACUACAACCUCAUCAUGACAUGGACUAUCUUCUAUACCGUUGCCUCAUUCAGAAGCACGCUCGGCUGGUCCAGCUGCGCCAACGACUAUAACACCGAGAACUGCUUCACGCUGGCCGAGGAACAGGCGUGCCUGAACCAAACCGGCGGCACCGACCUGUUCUGGAACAAGACGUGCUACCCAAUCGACGCGUUCUGCGCGCAGAACAACUUCACCCUCUUCAACGCCACACACUGCUCCAGCAACGUUAACUCUUCGUUGUUGAAGGCGUAUGGAGACAUUGGACAUCGCAUAUCCGCCAGUGAGGACUAUUUCACCAACUAUGUGCUGGGCCUACUGGAUCACUCGUGGGAGGACUACGGCACUCUCAAGUGGGACCUAUGCCUCUGUCUGCUGGCCGCGUGGCUCAUCGUCGGCCUUUGUCUCAUGAAGGGCGUCAAGUCCUCCGGCAAGGUGGUCUACUUCACCGCCGUCUUCCCCUACGUUGUGCUCAUCAUUCUUCUGGUGCGCGGCGUGACGCUGGAGGGUGCUGCCGACGGCAUGGCCUACUACAUGACGCCGAACAUGUCGCGACUGACUGAAUCGCGGGUCUGGGCCGACGCCGCCACCCAGAUAUUCUACUCGUUCGGACUCAGCUUCGGCGGCGUCAUCACCCUCGCCAGUUACAAUCGUUUCGAUAACAACUGCAUGAGAGACGCCAUCUUCGUAGGGUUUACCAACUGUGGUACAUCCGUGCUUGCGGGCUUCGUAGUGUUCUCCGUUCUCGGAUUUAUGGCCAAACGUCUUGGCAAGAAAGUGAGCGAAGUGGUGGUGUCCGGAUCUGGGCUCACCUUCAUCGCCUAUCCGGAGGCGGUCGUGCACAUGCCCGUCGCCCCAGUCUGGGCUGUUCUGUUCUUCUUCAUGAUCAUCACUCUAGGACUGGACUCGCAGUUCGCCAUGGUCGAAACGGUGUUAACGGCGGUUUAUGACCAAUGGCCUCAUCUGAGGAGCAGGAAGGCAGCCGUCGUCUCUGUGGCAUCCAUCCUUGGAUUCUUGCUGAGCAUCAGCAUGUGCGCGAACGGCGGCAUCCACCUGUUCACGCUGAUGGACUGGUACUCGGGCUCGUGGUCGCUGAUGGUGCUGGCGCUGCUCGAAGUACUGGUCGUGGCCUGGGCGUUCGGCGCUGACCGGGUGCUGACGCUGAUGGAGGUCGAAAUGGGCAUCAGGAUACCCCGGCUGCUCCGCUGGUACUGGUACAUCAUGUGGAAGUACAUCACGCCAGUCGUCGUAGUCGGCAUCCUGGCGUUCUCGGUCGUGCAGUACCAGCCGGCCUACUACGGCAGCGGCGAGGCCAAGCAGGUGUACCCCGUCUGGGUGAACGCGCUAGGCUGGCUGAUGUCGGUGGCGCCGAUCAUCCUCGUGCCGGCCUUUGCCGUUGCCUACCUUUGCGGCAGCCGCCGACAGGGGCUCCGUGCAGGGCUGCAGCCCACACCGCUCUGGCGCCCGGCCGGCAAACGGGCUAGCGUGGCCGCCGCGCAGGAGCUGAACGAAUCGACGCUGCCGUCGGCCGACGCGGCUGCGGACAACACACAGGGCGAGGCGAAUGCGGGAUAUGUCCCUGACCCUGCGGUGGUGGUGCACCUGUCGAAUGGGUCUCACGAGCCCAAGUGAUGCCGAACCCGUCUGAGGUGACGCCGGGGGUUGCAUCACACAGCAGUCGCCAACACCGGACUUCUAGAGGCCGCGCGAAAGUUAGCUUACGCUCCAGCGCACGUCGUAUGGGUGAUUUUGCAUAAGCAAUUCUAAGAUUGUGACGGCGGCGAAAUGUCAU
This is a messenger RNA of Pollicipes pollicipes, 2337 nucleotides long. RefSeq names its product sodium- and chloride-dependent GABA transporter 2. Gene Ontology annotation, cellular component: plasma membrane. Gene Ontology annotation, biological process: sodium ion transmembrane transport; amino acid transport; nitrogen compound transport. The transcript is spliced from 14 exons. Gene Ontology annotation, molecular function: glycine:sodium symporter activity. The record is from RefSeq and is a predicted model, not a curated record. The coding region runs from base 153 to 2177 and encodes 674 amino acids. Lineage: Eukaryota; Metazoa; Arthropoda; Thecostraca; Pollicipedomorpha; Pollicipedidae.